AUGGGUCAGGACUCAGGACUGCCGCUGCUGUUGAAUCUCAGGACGGCCUAUGAUUGGAGGUAUUCUUUUGAAUUGGCGGCUAAGGUCUACGGUGCACCUGCUCUUGUUACUUUCCGCAUCCCCACCAAGACUGCUCUACAGCAAACAUACUCGACUCCAAUACUACCUCUAGACAUCUUUGCGGAAAGACCUCCGACUGAUAAACUUUACUUGAGGUUGGUGGUUAUAUAUGGAUCGCUCGUUUCGGUGGUCUCGUUUGUGGUUCUGUUCAUUUAUCUGAUAGCUACACCAUCAAAGUCCAACGCAGCCAAAGCAAGCAGCAAGAAAAAGAGGUAA
Arabis nemorensis is the source of this 336-nucleotide messenger RNA. NCBI's taxonomy places the organism in Eukaryota, Viridiplantae, Streptophyta, Magnoliopsida, Brassicales, Brassicaceae. The record is from the annotation of a GenBank genome assembly.